This is a messenger RNA of Suillus plorans, 678 nucleotides long. RefSeq lists its product as uncharacterized. Lineage: Eukaryota; Fungi; Basidiomycota; Agaricomycetes; Boletales; Suillaceae. The transcript is spliced from 6 exons. The coding region runs from base 1 to 678 and encodes 225 amino acids. The record is from RefSeq and is a predicted model, not a curated record.
AUGUAUCAUAUGUUCGUUCCUCCCCACUACACACUUAGAAAGGAAAAAAUCGAGGCGGUCUUUGCUAACUCCCUGUCCUGGAUUGCAGCAUAUAACAUCGAAAAACACGCAUGGGUCAAAUUCAAGGAUUACAAUAAAUCUGCUUACGAUCAAGAUGCGUGGAGCAAGCUAGUCAAGGACCAACAGACUAAGGAUUUCAUCCAGUCCACGUUAGAUGCCAUUAAAUGUUCUCCUGGGAGUUCCAAAGUUCGGCAAGGCAUGAAUGUCCUGCUGAAAGGAGCCCCAGGAAUGGGCAGAAAGACGGUUGCUCAUGCGGUCUGCAACAGACUCAAGCGUCCGAUGCUCGUCAUUGGGGCCCAUAAUAUCCCACCCCUUGCCGAUGUAAAACCUUGGGCCGCCAAACUAGCAUCGCUUGCGAUCAAGUGGAAAUCGGUGGUGGUCGUAGACCAUGAAUAUCUAAUUCUUCGUCAGGAAUACCUCAAGUUGGCGAUUCGAGAAUUUAAGUUGCACGAAUGUAUCUGUCUGUGGGCCUCCGUGGUGUCGCCCGCUUUACGUGGCCCGUUCGCAGCCAGUGCAUACCACAGCUAUCUGACCUGCCAUAUCACUAACUUUUCCCUGUUGCAGCUACCGAAUUCCCCGAUCUUGAUCAGCCAGCCCGUCGCUAACGUUGGCUACUAG